UCGGGACGCAACUCCGUCACAUCUCCCCAUCGGCCAUCAGCCAUAUCACCUUCCCCGUAAGCACACUCCGUGUAGUGGUCAGACGCUUUUCUUCCUUCCACCCGAGCACAACAUACCUGUAGUGUACUGUGUACUGUACAGUCCACGCAAACCUUAGUCGAGAGGAGAACUUCGAAACUCAAAAUCUCUUUAGUACUCCGUAGUGAGGGCGAGGGCCGGGAAAAGUAAUCGUAUGAGGUCGGCGGGGAUGUAUCUUGUGGUGUACUGUAUGUGUUGGGGGUUGUGGGAUCUUUAUCCCUGGGGCUUGGUCUUUACCUCUCCAGAGGGAGGAACAGGUGGUGGUUGUUGUGGUGGUGGAUGGAAUGUUGCAACGCGUGGCUGGGGGGUUUCUGAGGAGACGGUGGUUUUGUUGCUGGUGUUGUUAGGGGAUCUUAUGAUUGGGGCUGGUCAUAUGUUAUAUGUUAUGUGUUUUUCUGGAGUUGGGGAGAGAAGGGUGGUGGGGGUUGGAAGUAUGGGAAGUAUGGGUACAGUGUGUUUUGCAUGUCUUUUUGCUUGGUGGGGAGAAUUUCUAGCUGGAUGGUGGAUGGAUGGCUGUGGCUGUGGCUGUGGAUUGGGGACUGUGAUGGAUGGAUGGUGUCUUGGGGAUAGUGAGCGAGCGAGCUUGCGUCCUCCAUAGGCAGCGAAGCGCCUACGUGCUUUUUUCUCAAAGGAGAGGAGAGACCCCUUUGAAGGGUUGGUUUGGGUGCGGAAGGAUUACGGCGCAGACAAACGGCUUCCUUUGCCUUGAUACUCUUUCGACCGCACUCCAGGUAUGUACGGAUUGCACGCUGUCUUGGGCCCCCUGGUUCCUGUGGCAUUUAUUCCCGAGAUUGUAGUGCACAGUUCAA
Molecule: messenger RNA, 887 nt
Organism: Aspergillus uvarum CBS 121591
Lineage: Eukaryota; Fungi; Ascomycota; Eurotiomycetes; Eurotiales; Aspergillaceae
Exons: 1
Coding region: 233-676 (147 amino acids)
Source: RefSeq, a predicted model, not a curated record